CGGCGGCUACGGCGCGGGCUUCCGCGGCGGCUAUGCCAGCGUCGCCGGCGAGGACUGCUGCGCCGCCGCCUGCGGCAGCGGCGCCGGCAUCGGCCCCAGGGGGGCCGUGGACGGCGGCGAGGACUGCGGCUCGUCCUGCUGCGGGGGCGGCCGGGACGUGCUGACCUACGUGGGGCCGGGGGGCGGGUACGCUCAGGAUCGGGACCUCGUACAGGUACGUCGGCAACGGGGCCGGGCUGUUCGGCCUCGUGCGCAUCCCGGGCGCGUCGAGCCGCUGCUGCGUCGUGCUGGUGCCGGUGGGUCUGCUUCUACUUUUGUUGCCCGUCCUCGCCUGGUAUUUCUGGCCGCAGACCACCACCGGCACCACGACGCCGCAGCUCGUCACAACGACCGACGUUGAGCCAUCGACGAUCUCGCUGCCUGCAGCAGGUCCCGCCCCGCCGCCAUGCCAGCGCACGGUGGCGGACAACGAUCGAUUGCGACGAGGAUGACGAGGACUCGUGGAGCGACAUGAAGAAUGAAUAUUGCUGCGACAGGGUUGGAAGGGGCUGCCCGACGACACCGCCGCCGCCGCCGCCGCCCCCGCCGCCACCGCCGCGUCCCCCAGCUCCCGCGGCGCCACCCACGCCAACGACGACCCCGUGUCCCAUCGAUUGCAAUGCAGGCUACAACGACAUGGGACCACUUCAGUGGGUGCACGGAUGGUCUGCGGCCAAGAAGAUCUACUGCUGCAAGACUGCCAGCAAGGGUUGUCCCUCCGAGCUGCCGCCGCCCUCGGGCAGCCCGCCGUCCGGCGUGCCGCCGGAGCCAGAGGAGCGCGAGUACGAUUGCGACGCAGGUUACCACGACUGCCCGAAGUGCCUGGCGACGUCUUGGUCCCCCAAAAAGAUCAGCUGGUGCUGCAAGAACAGGGGCAAGGGCUGCGUGAAUUCCACGUGA
This is a messenger RNA of Prorocentrum cordatum, 939 nucleotides long. The record is from the annotation of a GenBank genome assembly. NCBI's taxonomy places the organism in Eukaryota, Dinophyceae, Prorocentrales, Prorocentraceae.